Molecule: messenger RNA, 3738 nt
Organism: Entamoeba histolytica HM-1:IMSS
Lineage: Eukaryota; Evosea; Mastigamoebida; Endamoebidae
Product: protein kinase, putative
Exons: 1
Coding region: 1-3738 (1245 amino acids)
Source: RefSeq, a predicted model, not a curated record
AUGACGUUUUUUAUUAUUUUCAUUAGUAUUAUUCUUUCUUUUGUUCAUGGAAGUUGUUGGUAUGUUAGCAAUGAUAAUGAAAUUCGAUGGGGAAUAUCUACCAAUUGUGGAAAGUUUAUUGGUUUCACACAGUAUUAUGAUAAUAAGAUUGAUUGGUUUCAGUUUAAUUCAGGAUGUUGUGGAGAAAAUAAAACUUAUUAUAAAAUUUAUCCAGGGAGUAAUGAAGCUGAAAAAGCUGUUGAUUUUGUUUUAGGAACUGAAAUUCAAACUGUAUGGAUGUACCCUUCUCAACCUGAUAAACAUUUCUCUAUUUAUUUGAGAAAUAUUAAAGAAGGGUUUGUUGGUAUAUUUAAACGAAGUUCUAUUCCUGUGAGUGGAAUUAAUAAUAAUAUUUAUGUUUAUAACACACCAGCAGUAAUAAUUGGAAAUGGAUAUGAUCGUUUUUAUAUCAGAUACCAAAGCUAUACUAAUAGACCAUAUCUUAAUCUUCAAAUAAUAUCAACAACAACUGUUAUGAGAGAGUUAUAUGUUAAUAAGAGAAAUAUUCAAAGUGGGUGUAGUUAUGCUUUCAACACAAAUGGUAAUGUAAAUGUUUAUGAUGCACAAAGUGGUUGUACUUUUUAUGAAGUUUGUUCAAAGCCUAAUUUAAAAAGAUAUGUAAUGUGUAAAAAUGAAACUCUUUCAAUAAAAAAUGAUUGUAGAUGUUAUAUUCCAAGUACAACAUCAACAGCAUCAGUUAUUAACUUUGGAAUGGUUUUUCCUGAUUGUAUAUAUAAUAGUAGUUUAUAUGACUUAACUAUUUUUGCAAACCAAACAAUUAUUAAACUUGACUCUACUAAAGGGUAUCAAUGGAAUUCAUUUAUAUUUGAAUCUAGAACACUUCCUUUAACAAUAGAAAAUAAUCAACUUAUUAAUUUAACUGGAACAACUACAUUACCAAACAAAAGAAUUAUUAUUAGUAAUGAUGUUUAUUUCAAUAAAUUAAUUAUUCCAACUGUAAAUUUUAAUAUGACUCAUGUAUUUGGAGAAUGGGAUGCAAUUGAUAUUGAUGUUAGUCAAAUUAGUACUGAUUCAGUUUUAUUUAUUGGGUAUUUUAAGUCAAGUGGAAUACCAAACACAAUUCGAGUUGGGUGUAACAAUGGAAAUUUUACAAGGUAUGUUAAAGAUACAUCAACAAUAGAUUGUCAGUGUAUUUAUUCUAAUGACCAAUAUGACCUGAGUGAUUGUGAAAUAGUCAGUAAAAUUUACUCAAAUGCACUUAAUUUAAUAUUAAAUAAUAGUAUUUAUGAUAAAGAAAAUGUUUAUUGGAAUUCAACUGUGAUAAAAUAUCAAAAUAGUCUUAUUAAAGGUUCAAUCACAAGUGAGUCAUGUUCUAUUGAACAAUCUAUAACAAUAAAUGGAAUACUUCAAUGCAAUAUAUUAACUAUUUCAGGAAAUUCUAUAAUUAGUAUUUCUGAGGAUGGAAAGUUAAUAGUCACUAACCUUAUUGUUGAGAAACAGAGUACAGUCACAAUAUCAUCACCAAUAAAUACCAAUAUUUUAAUUGAAACAAUAAAUAUUUAUGGGUCAUUAUUAUUUGAUGAUUCUACGAAUGUUAUUUCUCAAUCUAAAACGAUUUUAAAUCAAAAUAGUCAACUUAAAACAAUAAAUUAUGCUUCAAUCAAAGAACUUCAAAUAUUAGGAACAAGUACAUUAAAAUCAGAUAGUAAUAUUUUUAUUUCAACAUUGAUUCAAACAACAAGUAGGUUAAAUGUGGAUGUUAAACAAAUUGAAAUAAAUAAAGGAGAUUUAAUUUUUGGAAGUAUAAAUGUAAUGAAUCCAAUUAUUAUUUCAAUCUUUGUUUCUACAAUUGAUAUUGAGUCUAUUGUCAAUCCAUUGACAGAUCCUAACUUAAUGUUUAUAACAAUAGAUCAUUCAACAACUCCAUUAAAUAUUAUGAGAAUUCCUUCUAUUCCAAAUUCAAUAUCAAUUAAUUUUAUUUUAAAUAAGUAUCGUAAAAUUAAUCUACCCUCUUCUAAUAAUAUAAAUUUUAUUUGUGAUAAACAAGCUAUUGUAAUUGGAACAGGAAAUGACUUAAUUUGUUCUGUAAUUGGAUUAACAAAUAAAGUAUGUAAUCCUCAACCUGAUAAUUCUUAUUUAGAUGAAAAUGGUUUGCAUGAUUAUUCAUGUCCAGGUCAUUCCAACUCAAUAGUGUCAACUUAUCUGAUUAUUGAUUCAGUAAAUUCGUACUCAUUUGAGUCUGAUGAAAGAUAUAAUUUGAUUACCCUUUUAAGACAAGCUACUCUUUAUGUUUCAUAUCAUGAUUUAUUAAUAAAAUCUUAUACCUCUUUUAUUAUUGAUGGUACUCUUAAUUCUGUUCUUGUAGAGUCAAUUGGAAAUUCAUCUUCAAUUAUUGUAACUUCUCUUUCUCCAUUACUUUUAUUUGUUGACAACUCAUUAGGUAUAACUAUUUUAACAAAUAAUGCAGUUGUAAGUUCAUAUGGAUUGUGUAAAACUGGGUUAUUAUCAAAUACAAAUUCUGAAUGUAAAAUAUGUAGAUAUUUAACAAAAGAAGAUGGAGAGUGUACUGACCCUAUAAUAACAAUAGAACAUUGUGAGUUAUAUAUUAAGAAUGGAUUAUGUGAACGUUGUGAAGAAGGUUUUUUUUCUACUGGAAAUUCUUGUAAUGAAUGUACAUCAAAUUGUAAGAUUUGCAAUUCUGAAAAAUGUUUUUUAUGUUUUGACAAUUAUAUUGUAAGUGGAACAAAAUGUAUUGAAACAAGUAAUUGUAAAUAUAUGAAUAAUGGAAUAUGUUUAGUUUGUCCUCCUGGUAAAACUCAAGAACCUUCAAUGGAAAAAUGUUCUGUUAAUUGUCCAAAUGGAUGUGAUACAUGUUCUUCUUCAGAUGUAUGUAUUCAUUGUAGUAUAAAUAAUAGUUAUAUAAAAAAUAAUGACCAAUGUGAAUUAAAACAAUCAACAAACCAAAUUACAAAUAAACAAGUUAUUGAUUGUCAAGAUGGAUUUUAUCUUAAGGAGGGGUCUUGUGUUUCUUGUGAAAAUGAUUGUUCCAAAUGUUUAUAUAAUGAUAAAACAGAAACUAUUCAAUGUUUAGAAUGUCCUGAAGGAAAAGUAAUUGUAAAUGGAAAGAGUUGUCAACCAAUAGAGUCUGUUGGUUGUAAAACAAGUGUUAAUAGUAAGUGUAUUGUUUGUACAGAAUUUGAUAAAUAUUUUGAUGGGUCUAAUUGUGUUUCAUGUGGAAGUAAUUGUAGUUUAUGUACAGUAAAUGGAAAAUGUUCGUUAUGUGAUGAUUCAACAUAUUUAAAAUUAGACUCAACUUUUGAUGAUGGAAUAUGUCAAUCAACACCAACAAUAGAAAAUUGUAAAGAAUUUAAUAAAGGAAGAUGUGCCAUUUGUUCUGAUGGUUAUUUUUUAAAUAAGAAUGGGAGUUGUGAUGCAUGUUAUUAUCCUUGUAAAAAAUGUGUUAAAUCUGCUGAUAUAUGUUAUGAAUGUAAUGAAGGAUUUAGUCUUCAAGAAAAUUCAUGUAUUAGUAUUAUUAAAAGUAUUGAAAAUUGUAAACAAACAAUUCCACAUUCUAACGAUAAAUGUUUAAAAUGUGAAGAUGGAUAUUACAGAGAUGGAAUAUUAUGUCGAGCAUGUAUAGAUAAUUGUAAAACAUGUAUUAAGAAAAAUGAAUGUUCUGAAUGUAUUAAAAAUUUUUAUAAAAUAUUACUUAUGGAUGUUCUCCAAUAUCUGAAUUAA